This is a messenger RNA of Myxocyprinus asiaticus (Chinese sucker), 4511 nucleotides long. RefSeq names its product SMC5-SMC6 complex localization factor protein 2-like. Bases 165 to 3914 code for a protein of 1249 amino acids. The transcript has 22 exons. Lineage: Eukaryota; Metazoa; Chordata; Actinopteri; Cypriniformes; Catostomidae. The record is from RefSeq and is a predicted model, not a curated record.
AAUAAAUCUCCACAAUGGCCGGUACAGUUUGUACAUCGUGGUAUUUGGACUGUUUCUAAGGGUUUACUGUAUACAUGUUUGGUGUUUCAGAAUGUAACGCCGCAUAAGACACGCCCACUUGCCAACCUGGAACCUUGUAGCACAGAUGACACAGAAGACUUUUAAUGACACAUGUCUCUCAUCACAAUAAAAUGUCAAGUAGCCUCAAGCAACGCUUCACCUCUGAGGUGAAAGAAUUCAUUCCGCUUGGUACACCACGGCGCCAAAGUUUAAAUGGCACAUCCCAUCCUGUAUCAUGUAGCGCACGUCUUGAACCUCAUGAGAAGACUCCAAAACUGUUAAGUUCACUGGAUAAACGCGUGCUGCCAAUCAAAAGCCCUGAGCUGGAGCAGAGGGACAAGUCCACUACAUCCUCCAACAAGAGCUGUAGGACAAAACAGGACCGCAGUGUUGCUGUGAAAAGACUACAACCAAACAAUGGAAACAUUCACUCCUUUAUGGACAGGCCCCUCAAUCCCAUAGUUAAAAAGGAGGUGAAAAAGACCAGUUCUUACAACAGAGCCAGAGAACAUUCUAUAGCUCUCAGCAAGGAGUUAAAUGAAAACCUGAGGGUCGGAGGAGAUAUGUAUCAUUUACAUUGUGCUACAACGUUUCGGAGGCAUUCUGUUCCUCAGUCAUCUCAUUCCAGGCCUAACCUUGAGAACUAUAGUGCCAACUCAUUCAAACAAAGGCACAAAAGCUCAGUUAACACACCGGAGCGAUACGUCCACCGCCCUGAUCAGAGGAAAGAUAGACAGGAGAAUAGAGACGACAACGCAUUUAGCAGCAUGUCCUCACAGAAGGAAUUAAGCACCCCUCACCAGAACACUACCCCGGAGGACAGGCUGUCCCUUUCUGCAAAGAGAAAAAGGGAGGCUAGCACAGGCAGUGAGAGGGAAAUUAAACGGCCGAGUCUAGAUGUCCAGCUCACACCCAGCUCUUCAAGUACAAACUCACCACCAAAAUAUGUCAGAUGUGCUUUCUUGAACUGCAGCAGUGAUUCUGUGCUAACUGUAAAGGAGAAACAGUCCCCUAAACUGCUCAAUCCUGCAUCAGACACCAACAAACCAAGAGCUCCAUCCUCCCUCCCCAGGCAGCUUUUUAAACCCUGUAAGGAGCCCAGCAGUAAGUCAAACACAGAGAGCGACAAACCGCACUCAUUUCAGUUCACUAAAUUCCCCCUAACUAGAGAGCCUAAAGAUGCUAUGGUGGCACGUGCUAACAAGAGUCUCAGAACUCCACCUAGCCAACCGGAUUUUCACAAAAUCUCUCCAAAGUCAAGCACAACGUUUGACAGCAUUGAGACCCUCUUUACUCCUGACCCGUGCAUUUCAUCUCCCAAAACACAUAGCAAAAAAAUUAAUGGAGAAAGAGAAGGUUGUACUGUCUCCACGCUCCCAAGCUCCUCAUCCAGCCACAAGGAGAGCAUUAAAAUUCGCUCACCCCCCCAUCAGCCCAAACUAGGAACACCCUGCUUUGCUGAGCAAGUCAGUUCAUGUAAGAUGGAACCGGAUGAAAGAACGCCAUUGCAAGUGGAGCACUCAAGCUGCCUCAAGGCUAACAUGUCUGCCCCAGCUGUUUCUGUGAAAGUAGAAGGAUCAACAGAAAAGAAGUGCUGCCCCCAGUGGAAAGAUCCCUUAGAUGUUGAGCUGGAAGAUGACUCAGGAGAUGAUCUGAGAGAAAGCUGUGCUAUCAGCCUGAGCAGCAGCAGCAGUGGUCAUGACAAGGAUAAUUUGCCCUCCCUGAGGGAGAUCAUGGAUUGGAGUGUCCGUGUGCCUGUUACACCUGAGAAAGAUGCUUUUUCUGAGCCCAUGACACCAGUCCCAAAAGCAGCACCUGAGGCAGUGAAAACCAAAGCAGUUAGUUAUAGAAAUACACUGGAACAGAUGCUGCAAGAGAAGGAACAAUAUCAAAGGUCAAAAGAGCUGGAGAGGCAGUUACUUGCGUCUUGUGAAGAGGACUUGCUGAAUUUCUAUGAGGAUGAGAACAGUGAAAGUAAAGAGGAAAAAAUUUCACAUGAGCAAAGGGAAUUUUUGCAAAGGUUCUCAGUUGCCUCAUGUGCCAUCAAGGACAUCCAUCCAGGAGAGGAAGUGUUCACACCUGCUAAGUUUGGCCGACUCUUCAGUCAUCAGACUCUGGACCUGAGGAAAAUUAUUGUGACUCCACACAACAGAUCUCAACAAAUCCUCCUUCAGGCCAGUACUGAAAAAGUGUUGCGUCUGAUCAGUGCAGGCUUGUUGAGGAAAGCCUACUGUUCUUUCCCUUGUCAGCCUGUCGUUACACGCUGGCUUUUUCAGAUGAUGUCAGUUCACCCAAACCUCAUCACUUCUUCACGGAUCCUACAGUCUUUGCAAACCAUCGCUCUGUCUGCUGCUGAACACAUAGUGGAAAACCAGAGCCGAAAGUUUAAAGUGUGGGUGCCCACUGUACAGGAUAUUGCAAUAGUGUUCCUUAACAUGGGCGCAUCAUUCAUCAGUCUCUUCCCUCUGGAGGCCCUGCAACCCCCUUUUACUGAAGGAGACCUUUUAGAGGACUUUCAGGUGGAAGAGACCAGUCAAGAGAGACUGAUUUCUGAUUCGAAAGACUAUGCCACUUUACCAGUGCAUAAUUUGGAGAGUGUUGUCAAGUACCUGUCCCUGUGCAUCGCGCUGUGUCCAAAAGCGUACACUGACGAGGAGUUGCUGUUGCUUCUAACAGUGGCAUGUAGAAUCGCACUGGAGACUCAUUUCCAGUUGCUGCCAACUGGACACUUCAGCCUCCUCCUCCAGAACAUGCUUAAGAACAUCACACACUGGGAAGUACAGAUAUCUAAAGCUUGCCAGACCCUGACUGAUUUAUCGGAAGAUCAUCACAACCUUAGGCGGCUCGUUUAUCUUCUGCCAGAAAGCAGUCGUGGAAAGCAAUUAAAACGGCACCUGAGUUUGUCUAUCAUCUCAAAGCUUUUGAAUCACACCUGCACUUACAAACCCUCAGGCACAGAGUUUAAGCUAUCUGAGCUGAAAAAUUAUCUACCACAAAUGCGUCCUUCAUCCCUGCUGAAAAGCCUCAGGUUUGCAAGAAGAGCAGAGGAUUGUGAUGCCACUCUAGACCAACAAGCAUAUUACCUCUGCUACAGCCUUUUGACAUUGACAAAUGAAGCCUCCAAUUUUGAGUUUUUACCCUCAAACCAGAGAAACGAUCUGCGCAGUCUUUCUUCUCAACUGGAGAAACACAUUAAAUGUGACAUUAGGGAGAGCGAGAAGAUGCUGUACAGGAGCAAGGUGAAAGACUUUGUGGCAAGGAUAUACACCAAGUGGCAGGUGCUUCUCACACGAUCCAGGCCUCAAGAGGGAAAGCUGUAUGAUUACUGGAAGCCUCCACCAGAGGAUGAGGUGCCCAACAGUCCUAAGGGCCAGUCCUGCCACACAGCACAAGACACUUCAGAAAGUUCGGAAGAAACUCGGACCACAGAGUCAAGCUGUACAGAGUCAGAUGAUGAUGCUGAGAGCAAAGAAGAGGAGGAGUGGGCUAAAGAAUGUGAGGAACCUGAGAACACUGAGGAGAACAAGGCAUGCCAGAAUGAAGAAAGUGGGGAGGUAGAGGAGAAAAGUGAUGAGCAACAGCUGAUGGAGCUAGGUGAAGAAGAUGGACAGUUGGAAGAAACCCCUGAUGAAGAGCUGUUUAAAAGCCCUGAAGAGUUCAUGCAGAGUGAUGAAGACGAAGAUCUCAUAAAUAGAGAGGAGGAGCUUUUUAAGGAUGAAGAGCCACAUGAAGAAGAAAAAAAGCACAUAGAAUCAAACAAUGAGUUAGGAGAACUUGAGGAUUUGAUGCUGUUAGAAAUGCAAGAGCAAAUGAAGGAUGAGAUUUGCGAGGAGAUGUCUGUAGACUCUCUUUGAGAGGAUUUUACAUGGCACCUUUGGUAGCAUUGAUACUCAUACCUUGUGCAAGCAAUCUUUAUAUGGGUUUUUUGUGCAUUCUUUAAUGGAGUUUAAUAACACUUACGCAAUGCAUGUCAUUGUUUACAUAUUGUUCAUAGGUCCUUAAUGUAAGUUCUGUAUUUACCAUUUGUGUCCUUUUUUAUAUCUGCCGUCUUACUGAAUGUUUGAACUGAACAUAUUUUUAUGUACAUAUACUGCUAAGUUCAUUUUGUUUCAAGGCUUUUCUAGCCAUAUCAUUGGUGAAAACAUGUAUGUGGUCAUUGUGCACACUGUUAGAUCUCAGAAUCAGGGUGCCUGCUGUCUUUUAUAUUUCUUGCCUGUUUCUGCAGUUUAAAAAAUAUCUGGGGCAUCUUUAUCCAGAAACACCAUAUGUGAUUCUGUUUAGCGUUUAUUAAUAUUACUUUUUUAAAUUCACAAAACAAAGGUUUAAUGUAAUUAACUGCAAGAAUUUUGCUGUAUAAAUGAUUUAAAAUUAAUUCUGUAUUUCUUCAAACUAUAUUACAUAUAUUUUGGUAAAUUGUAUGAAAAUAAAUACUUGUUCUAAUAAAAAAAAGG